AUGUCCACAUCUAAAGCAUCAAUUGCAAUCCUUGGUCUCAAUGGUAAACUAGGAAAACACGUCAUCAAUGCCAUCAACUCGGGUAUAUUUGACUCCAAAAUUCAAUUCCCUGUCAAAGCAAUCACUAGAAAAGAGGGCCACACCUCCACCGACAAGAUUGAAUACAUUGUAUCACCAGAAACAUCAGUCGAAGACACCCAUUUAAUUGAUUCACUCAAGGGUAUUGAUGUCUUUAUUGAUUUAACUGGUGCAUCACCUGAAGCUUCAGAAAAAGUCAAGCAAAUCGUCACCAAGAUCAAACCUCAAUUGUUUAUCCCAUCUCAAUUUGGAUCAGAUGUUGAACAAGUUCAGAAAUAUGCACCCGGAUUCUUGGCCAAAAAGACCCAAUUAUCGCAAUCAAUUCGUCAAUUGGGAAUUAAAGUGGUUGAUAUUUACACCUCAUUUUUUGCAAUCCCUGGAUCUGUGCUUUAUGAUAUGGUUACUCCAGUGGGGAUUUUUGAAGAUGGAAUUCAUUUGAUUGGUGAUAUUGAUCAAAAAUUCAGUAUAUCGAAAUUAGAAGAUAUUGGCAGAGUAGUCUUGUCAGUUGCCACUCAUAAACCAUACAAGGAUUUACCUGAUACCAUUCAUGUUGCUAGCGAUACCGUUACCGUUAAGGAUGUGAUUGACCAGUACGAAAAAUCAAAGGGAACCAAGUUGAAUAUUGUGUCCAAGAAGUCUGCUGAAGAAGGUAAAAAAGAAUUUCUAGACAAAUACAAUGCUGGUUUUGAUUUCAAUGAUUUUGUAUUUUAUUUACAAACAAUCAUUGCUCAAGGUGUGGAUAAAGGUGUAUACUUCGGCAAACUCGACAAUGAAUUGGUAAAUCCAAAUGAAUCAUUGUGGAAAUGGAGCAAGUAUCCAUAG
Lodderomyces parapsilosis is the source of this 900-nucleotide messenger RNA. RefSeq lists its product as uncharacterized. The coding region runs from base 1 to 900 and encodes 299 amino acids. Lineage: Eukaryota; Fungi; Ascomycota; Pichiomycetes; Serinales; Debaryomycetaceae. The transcript has a single exon. The record is from RefSeq and is a predicted model, not a curated record.